AUGAGAUUCUCUUCUAUUCUUUCCAUCGCUGCUGCUGUGUCUGCUGCCCCAACUGGCUUCUUGUGGCAGGAAUCCACCAAUGUGUCCACCAUCAAGGUCCAAACCACCUGGACUGACACUUGGAAGACUUCUUUCGACAUCCACGACUCGUGCAGCCCUGUGGAAGCUAACCAAUUGAGACAGGCUUUCGAGGAGACCGAGCGUUUGGCCCACCACGCCAAGCUCCACACUCUCCGUAACGGUAACUCUUCCGAGUUCUACAGAAAGUACUUCGGUAACGCUCCAAUUGGUGAGGUUGUUGGUAACUUUGAGGGUGUCAUCUCUGCCAACACCACUGGAAUCUUGUUCCGUUGUGACGAUCCAGAUGAGAACUGUCACCAAGAUGGUUGGGCUGGUUACUGGAGAGGCGAGGACCACAGUGACGAAACCAACAUCUGUCCAUUGUCUUUCGAGAGCAGAUUGUGGUUGUCCCAGUUGUGUUCUCACAACUUCACUGUUGCCGGUUCUAAGAACUCUGAAAUCUUUGCUGCUGACAUUCUCCACAGAUUGUGGCACACUGAGAAGUUGGGCCAGAACGUCAUUGGUCACUAUGCUGACUCUUACGAGGACUGCUUGGAAUUGGCUAAGACUAACGAGUCCGAGGCUGUCCGUAACUCUGCUACCUUGAGAUUGUACGCUUUGGAUGUCUACGCUUACGACCUCUCUGUUCCAGGUGAGGGUUGCACCUACCCAGAUGAGGACGCUACCGAGUCUGACCUGGGAAGUGCCUCUGCUACCACCGUUGUUGCUGCUUGCCACACCCACUCUGAUGGAGAAAUCCACUGCGAGUAA
Candidozyma haemuli is the source of this 831-nucleotide messenger RNA. It is a transcript of the gene PRA1, whose product is annotated as Pra1p. The transcript has a single exon. NCBI's taxonomy places the organism in Eukaryota, Fungi, Ascomycota, Pichiomycetes, Serinales, Metschnikowiaceae. Bases 1 to 831 code for a protein of 276 amino acids. Gene Ontology annotation, molecular function: zinc ion binding; integrin binding; metallopeptidase activity. Gene Ontology annotation, cellular component: fungal-type cell wall; extracellular region; cell surface. The record is from RefSeq and is a predicted model, not a curated record.